Messenger RNA from Miniopterus natalensis, 2189 nucleotides. RefSeq names its product Fas apoptotic inhibitory molecule 2 (gene FAIM2). NCBI's taxonomy places the organism in Eukaryota, Metazoa, Chordata, Mammalia, Chiroptera, Miniopteridae. The record is from RefSeq and is a predicted model, not a curated record. Gene Ontology annotation, biological process: negative regulation of apoptotic signaling pathway. Gene Ontology annotation, cellular component: endoplasmic reticulum; Golgi apparatus; membrane.
AUGUUGCUAGAACCCACGCGGAGAAAGGAAGAGACGCAGGCAGGCUGCCGGGACCCCUUCCCCAAGAGACGGCACCAUGACCCAGGGAAAGCUCUCCGUGGCUAACAAGGCCCCUGGGACCGAGGGGCAGCAGCAGGCCAACGAUGAGAAGGAGGCUCCAGCAGUGCCCUCAGCCCCGCCUUCCUAUGAGGAGGCCACCUCUGGGGAGGGGCUGAAGGCAGGGGCCUUCCCCGAAGCCCCUUCAGCUGUGCCUCUCCACCCCAGCUGGGCCUAUGUGGACCCUAGCAGCAGCUCCAGUUAUGAGAGUGGUUUCUCCACAGGACACCAUGAGCUCUUCACCACCUUCAGUUGGGAUGACCAGAAAGUUCGCCGAGUCUUCAUCAGAAAGGUGUAUACUAUCCUGCUGAUCCAGCUGCUAGUGACUUUGGCUGUUGUGGCUCUCUUUACCUUCUGUGACCCUGUUAAGGACUAUAUCCAGGCUAACCCAGGCUGGUACUGGGCAUCCUAUGUUGUAUUCUUUGUGACCUACCUGACCCUGGCCUGCUGUUCUGGACCUAGGAGACAUUUCCCCUGGAACCUGAUUCUCCUGACCAUCUUUACCCUGUCCAUGGCCUACCUCACUGGGAUGUUGUCCAGUUACUACAACACCACGUCGGUGCUGCUGUGCCUGAGCAUCACGGCCCUCGUCUGCCUCUCCGUCACCAUCUUCAGCUUCCAGACCAAGUUUGACUUCACCUCCUGCCAGGGUGUGCUCUUCGUGCUGCUCAUGACUCUCUUCUUCAGUGGACUCAUCCUGGCCGUCCUCCUGCCCUUUCAAUAUGUGCCCUGGCUCCACACGGUGUAUGCAGUGCUGGGAGCAGGCGUGUUUACAUUGUUCCUGGCAUUUGACACUCAGUUGCUGAUGGGUAACCGACGCCACACGCUGAGCCCCGAGGAGUAUAUUUUUGGAGCCCUCAACAUUUACCUAGACAUCAUCUACAUCUUCACCUUUUUCCUGCAGCUUUUUGGCACCAGCCGGGAUUGAGGAGCCCUUCCCGCCACCCCUUCCAUCAGAGAAUGCUCCCCUGCUGUCCUCUGACCCUCCCUGUGCUCCUCUAAGCCCACACAUAAACUAGCUGCCAGCCCAGCCCGUGGCCAGCCUGCUCACUCCCUCAGCCUAUCCCUCAUUCUCACUCCCUGUAGCUUGUACUUGUGCCAUGAGGGGCCCUGCGGGGCUGAGGUCACACCAUGACCUGUGCCACCCUUUCCCCCAAGUUACAUCUCCCAAACUGGGACAGUCCAGGCUGGAGGGUCCUCUGGGUCUGAGGACCCAAGGGGCAAGUGAGAGGAGAUCAACAGGAUUUCAGAUAUAGGAAAGAGACCCCAGGAAGCCUGGCUGAGCCCUGCACCCCCACCAAGAUCCCCCCUAAAGCUGUCACAGCCGUGUGACCUUGGGCCACACUAUCUUGUGUCCAAUACAUCCUCUGUUCUUUCCUUCCAGGUCAGGCUUUGUAAGGAAGGGGCUUGGGAUGACUGGGAGAUGAGGCGAGGGUGGUCUAUAGGGUGCUGGAGGGGGAGAUGGGUAGACAGUAUGGCUGUCCCAUUUCUAGGGACUGGAGCCCUGAGGCCAAGAGCACCCAGAGAGGCAUAGGAAGGGAGAGCCCUCUACCCUCCUGGGUCAUGACAGAGCACUGUUGGGGCAGGAGGCGGGAGCAGGAGGUCCUGCUCCUAAGUGGGGGCCUGUCCUGGGGCUCCAAGGGAGGUGGGUGCAGGGCAGCGAACUGGGAGGUCUGGGCUCUGCAGUCCCACCAGGUCACCCGACCUGCAUCCACCCAGGAAGCUUGUGGGGUUGGCGGGACUGAGACCUAUUCCUCUCACCCUCUUGUCUCAGCCUCACCCUGCCCCCAGCCCUUCCACAGGCGGUUUUCCGCACAUUUAUUUCUUAAACCCUCCCCCAUCUAAUGCCAUUUGCUGGCUUAUCCCUAGUCAGGCCUCCUGAGGCCUCAGUUGGCUGUGCCUGUGUCCCUUUCCCUAGCUUCUCCUGCCACUCAGCACAGAGUCCCUGAGCCCCCUCCGCUCCUUAUCGCCUCAUCUCUGUAAUUUGGAAGCUAUCCAGCCAGGGCCGGUCCCUCCAGCUGGCCCCAUGUGAUGAGGCCAGGCCUCCUUAUCAGCCUCUAGGCGGCUGAGAUCUCAAGCAGGGAGUGCGUCAG